Molecule: messenger RNA, 4040 nt
Organism: Lineus longissimus
Lineage: Eukaryota; Metazoa; Nemertea; Pilidiophora; Heteronemertea; Lineidae
Product: ATP-binding cassette sub-family F member 2-like
Exons: 11
Coding region: 91-1980 (629 amino acids)
Molecular function (GO): ATP binding; ATP hydrolysis activity
Source: RefSeq, a predicted model, not a curated record
UCCUUUAGCUCCGGCGAAUACACGUGAAGAAGCCGGAUUGCGACAUUCCAUUUCAUUCAUAUCACAAAACGCUAAUUUCACAGAAUCACAAUGCCAUCAGACCAGAAAAAACGUCGUGAAGCUCAGAAGAAGGCAGCGAGAAAGACUCCUGGCAACAAAGCGAAGACGUUAGUCGUAGAUGACGGGGAGGAGACACAGAAUGGCGACAGCCGUGGAAGCAGUCGACAGAGUAGUGCGUGCCCGACGCCAGACAGACGCCCUUCUAUUGCAAAUGGCGCAGCAGAUGGCAUAGCAAACGGAAUCGAUUCGCUUGAUUUGGGUGCCAAAUUCCGAUCAUGCACUGGUGUCCUGGCCUCCCACAAGGACAGCCGAGACCUGCACAUGGAGAAAGUCACCAUCAGGUUUCAUGGCGUCGAGCUCCUGCAAGAGACGAAGCUGGUACUAAACUGCGGGCGUCGUUAUGGCCUCAUUGGUUACAACGGUUGUGGUAAGACCACCCUCCUGACAUCUCUAGCAAAGAGGGAGCUCCCGAUGCCAGACCACAUCGACAUCUACCAUCUGCAACGCGAGAUGGGUCCGAGUGACAAGACGGCACUGCAGGCGGUCGUCGACGUCGAUGAAGAGAGAAAGAGGCUUGAAGCAGAAGCUGAGGAGCUCUCUUUGAAGGAGGACGAACGAUCUCACGAACUUCUCAUGGACAUUUUGGAGCAUUUAGAAUCGAUGGAAUCCGAUAAAGCUGCGAUGAGGGCUGGGCGCAUCUUACAUGGUCUCGGCUUCACCAAACAAAUGCAGGACCAAAAGGUUAAGAACUUCUCGGGAGGUUGGCGGAUGAGGAUAUCGCUAGCCAGAGCCCUCUAUAUUCGACCUUCCCUACUUCUACUUGAUGAGCCCACCAAUCAUUUAGAUUUGGAUGCAUGCGUGUGGCUUGAGGAGGAAUUGAAAACAUAUUCGCGAAUCCUCGUGAUCAUCUCGCACUCGCAAGAUUUCAUGAACGGCGUCUGUACGAACAUCAUCCACAUGGAUCAGAAGAAGUUGACGUCGUACACGGGAAACUACGACCAGUUCAUGCAGACGCGUUGCGAGUUGAUGGAGAAUCAAAUGAAGCAAUACAAGUGGGAGCAGAAUCAAAUAUCUCACAUGAAGGAUUAUAUUGCCAGGUUCGGUCAUGGUAGCGCAAAGCUCGCGCGACAAGCCCAGAGUAAGGAGAAGACUCUUAAAAAGAUGGUGGACAGUGGUCUGACUGAGAAAGUAGCCUCAAACAAGAAUCUAAGCUUUUAUUUCCUGGACUGCGGCACGUUGCCAUCUCCAAUCAUCCAAGUUCAACACGUCUACUUCAAGUACGGAGACGACAAGCCAUUAAUCUACAAAGACUUGGACUUUGGUGCGGACUUGGACACGAGAGUGGCUUUAGUCGGACCUAACGGUGCUGGGAAAUCUACGCUGUUGAAGUUAAUAUGUGGAGACCUUCACCCGACUGACGGUCUCAUUAGGAAACACGCCCACUUAAAGAUCGGUCGCUACCACCAGCAUCUUCAGGAGAUCUUAGACUUGGAUUUGUCAGCUUUAGAAUGGAUGAUGAAGGCAUUCCCCGCCAUCAAAGAAAUCGAAGACAUGAGGAAAAUCGUUGGGCGAUAUGGCCUUACUGGGAUGCAGCAGACCUGUCCGAUGGCCAAUCUUUCUGAUGGCCAACGUUGCCGUGUGAUAUUUGCAUGGAUCGCUUGGCAGUCGCCUCACAUUCUCUUACUCGAUGAACCGACCAAUCAUUUGGAUAUCGAGACGAUAGAUUCGCUGGCCGAUGCGCUGAAUGACUUUGAGGGAGGCAUGAUUUUAGUGAGUCACGACUUCAGGCUUAUAUCUCAGGUUGCCAAGGAGAUCUGGGUGUGCGAACAUCAGACAAUCACAAAGUGGCAGGGAGACAUCUUCCAGUACAAGAACCGAUUAGCGAAGAAAGUGCGGAAAGAGUUCGAAGCGAAUAAAUAACAACAUUGUUCUUUAGGCCAUUCUAUCUAUUUAUCAUAUUAUUCCUGGAAGUGUGAUAGCGUCUGUCUGAAGGGGUCAAAAUGUGUUUGUGAUUGGAUGCAUAAGCAUAGGUGGCGCUAUGAAGUGAGCAUGUUCAUCACUAACUAGUGCAAGAUACUGCUACGACAACUUGUACAAUUGCUCGUCUGGUAAAAGAACCGAAGGUGGGCGAGCUUUUUGGGUGGUGCUCCGGCUGUUGGUGGUUUCCACGAGUGCCUAUCACCACUGUGGUGACCUGUUUUAUGCUGGUCCUGUUGUAUGUGGCAGUGUUGCUAGGACACAUUUCUCAACUCCGGCCCUCCAUAUUUUUUCUCCCAUUGAAGUAGGGUAUUGAAUGUAGGCAAAAAUCUGCUCCACUCAGGAUGGACAGACAUUGUUUAGGUUCUGAUGUGAUGGAUGUAACCGAACGGAGUUAAUAACAAUUUGUGAGAGCAAAUGACAGUGUUUCGAAGAGGCUGACCAUUGAUGCCUCCCAUGAAUUUGUCCUCUCUGGAUCACAAGAAAUGUUUAAAGGGAAGCACUACUGUUGUUUGUGACAGUGCUGUAUGGUUCUCCUUGGAAUCUGUGAUGAGACUCUAUUCACUGUGCCCAUAAUGGUAGAUGUACAUUGCACACCGUAGUGCAUUGAUAAACUAGUCUCUUGUAGGACAUAAUUAUUGUGAUGCUUCUACAAGGCUGUAGUUCAUUUCAUGUACAAUUGGCACUACAUAAAAAAAAUGAAAUAACUGGGAAAAUAUGUCAGUAUUUCACUUCAAAUCUCUUGUCAUCGGUCAUGUUCUUAAAAUCUGUGUGUCACUUUCUCAUGAAAUGGACUAGAGUGGGACUGGCUGCUAAUUGUACUUCAACUACUCUGUACUGCUGUGAUGUAUUGCACUGUUGUCAGUUACAGUAAUGAAUGAAAGGAACUUUAUGUCAGUUAAGUUUUCUAAAUCUACCACAAAGGCUCUUCAGUGAUAUUACUAUCUACUUAUUGGUGUCUUUAUCUAUGUUACGAUUUUUUGCCUCAGCAGACGUCACACUUCUUGAUAAAAAUGUUAGGUAUAUUUCAUAACCGAGAUUGACAAUGAAUCUCUGGGCAUCCAUUGUUGUAUUUAUGCUUUUCCUACUUUAGUCUUUAUUUCAAAAGCAAAUCCAUUGAAUAAAUCAGUUUUUGUGCGUCAGGUUCGUCCCUAGCUACUCCAUCAAUCAGAUAACAAUGAAUACCCCACACGCUCUUUAGGUUUAUUCGACAAAACAGGGUUUUGUAGAUAAUAAGGUUAAUACGGCACACUUCUUAGCUUAAAUGAAAAAUGCAUCUUAUUAAUUUCUUUGUCUUCGUUUAAGAAGAAAAGUUUGGCCAGUUCUGCCAUUGUAUACCAAAAUUUCCAGUUUCUGUACUGUUUUAUUUUUGAACAGACUGUUUCUUUGCUGUUCUGUACUGUAAGAUGAGCACACAGGGGCUGGUCUGAAAUUUUCUUUUGCAUUAAUGUUAUUCCUUCUUUCCUGGCAUGUAAUUCAGCCCCUCAAAAUUAGCCAUUUUUCUGCCGAGGACUGGUAUUCCAAUCAAGUGCAACUUCACGCUCUUGAGACAGCCCAAAAUGUAUGCAGGCAAAUUCAUGACUCUGUGCAUCACAUGAUGCCAUUGCCGUUCACUGCAUCAUAGAUUAGUUCAGCAUAACAGAGCCAAUCGGCACUGAAAAAAAUUGUGAUCUUGGUUGUUAGCGUUUUGGUAGUUGUUCUAAUGAUGUAAAAUGAACAUCUUAAUUUAAACAAAAACUGUGGACCAGCUGUGGUUUGUUUCGAGUUUCAUAACACCUACCAAUAUUGUGGCAGCGUCGUCUUUUGUUUUAAGUGGCUUUAGUAAAUUUCCCCCGAGGACCGCUAAACAAGGAAUAAAAAAAGUCUGGCCGCACAGGUCAGAGACUGCAGUUGGUUACAGUGGUACGAUACGUGUAUGAGGUUUCCUCAGUUUUACUUCUUCUAAAUUAUAAUGGAACACUAUGUGAAUGAUGUGAAAUGGAAUAAAAACAUUUUAAAACCAA